AUGUCAACCCCACAGCCCACCGCAACGCCGCCUGUGCGCAUCGGCACUCGCCGGUCGCGCCUCGCCAUGGUCCAGACCGAAGGCGUGCGCGACAGCCUUGUCCGCUCGGCGCCGGGCCGGGUAUUCGAGAUCGAAGCGCUGCGCACCCUCGGCGACAAGGACAAGGUCACGGCGCUCUAUGAAUUUGGCGCCAAGAGCUUGUGGACGUCAGAGCUCGAGGAGCUGCUGGUGUCGGGCAAGCUGGACGUCGUCGUGCAUUGCCUGAAGGACAUGCCCACGAGGCUGCCCGACACGUGCGAGCUGGGCGUCAUCCCCGCGCGCGACGACCCGCGCGACGCCCUGGUCGUCAAGGCCGGCCUGCCGUACAAAGACCUGCAGAGCCUGCCUGCCGGCUCCGUCGUGGGCACCUCGUCGGUGCGCCGUUCGGCCCAGCUGCGUCGCCUGUACCCGGGCCUGCAAUUCGCCAACCUGCGUGGAAACGUCGAGACGCGCCUGGCCAAGGUCGACGCGCCUGACGGCGAAUACGCCUGCAUGGUCAUGUCGGCUGCCGGCCUGCAGCGCAUUGGACUCGCCCACCGCAUCACCCAGUAUCUGGGCUCCCGCGACGGUGGCAUCUUCCACGCCGUCGGCCAGGGCGCCCUUGGCCUCGAGAUCCGCAAGGGCGACACCGCCAUGCUCGAGCUACUCAGCCCGCUCGUCGACCAUUCUGCGACUCUGGCGUGCCUUGCCGAGCGCAGUCUCAUGCGUGAGCUCGAGGGAGGUUGCAGCGUUCCCAUUGGCGUCGAGACUGAAUGGCUUGGUAGCCCCGAGGAUCGCGUGCUGCGUAUGAGGGCCAUCGUCGUGAGUCUUGACGGCUCUCAGAGCGUUGAAAACUCCAUCGACGCUGAGGUGCGUACCGAGGACGCUGCAGAGGAGCUUGGCAAGACGCUGGCUACUAGGCUACUCCAGGCUGGUGCUGAGGCAAUCUUGAAAGAUAUCAACAAAAACAGGCCCCCGAAAGAUUGA
Lasiodiplodia theobromae is the source of this 1005-nucleotide messenger RNA. RefSeq names its product Porphobilinogen deaminase. The transcript has 2 exons. Gene Ontology annotation, biological process: heme biosynthetic process. NCBI's taxonomy places the organism in Eukaryota, Fungi, Ascomycota, Dothideomycetes, Botryosphaeriales, Botryosphaeriaceae. Gene Ontology annotation, molecular function: hydroxymethylbilane synthase activity. The record is from RefSeq and is a predicted model, not a curated record. Gene Ontology annotation, cellular component: cytoplasm. Bases 1 to 1005 code for a protein of 334 amino acids.